This is a messenger RNA of Cadophora gregata, 738 nucleotides long. It is a transcript of the gene PUP2, whose product is annotated as proteasome component pup2. The transcript is spliced from 4 exons. Gene Ontology annotation, biological process: proteasome-mediated ubiquitin-dependent protein catabolic process. The record is from RefSeq and is a predicted model, not a curated record. The coding region runs from base 1 to 738 and encodes 245 amino acids. Gene Ontology annotation, cellular component: proteasome core complex; nucleus; proteasome core complex, alpha-subunit complex. Lineage: Eukaryota; Fungi; Ascomycota; Leotiomycetes; Helotiales; Ploettnerulaceae.
AUGUUUAUUGCUCGCUCUGAAUAUGAUCGGGGUAUCAACACCUUCUCCCCCGAAGGCCGCCUCUUUCAAGUCGAAUACUCCCUCGAAGCAAUUAAGUUAGGAUCAACGGCAAUCGGCGUUGCCACCGGCGGUGGUGUCGUCCUGGGUGUUGAGAAGCGCGUCACCUCUACUCUCCUCGAGACCUCCUCUGUCGAAAAGAUUGUCGAAAUCGACCGCCACAUCGGAUGCGCCAUGUCCGGCCUCCAAGCCGACGCACGCAGCAUGGUCGAGCACGCCCGAGUCGAGUCGCAGAACCACGCUUUCCACUACAACGAGCCGCUGAGAGUGGAAAGCUGCACACAAGCCAUCUGUGAUUUGGCGUUGCGUUUUGGUGAGGGUGCUGAUGGUGAGGAGAGUAUCAUGAGUCGGCCGUUUGGUGUUGCGUUGUUGAUUGCUGGAUAUGAUGAGGAUGGACCUCAAUUGUACCAUGCAGAGCCCAGUGGAACUUUCUACAGAUAUGACGCGAAGGCUAUCGGGUCGGGAUCGGAAGGUGCACAGGCUGAGUUGCAGAAUGAGUUUCACAAGUCCCUGACCAUCGAGGAAGCCGAGACAUUGGUUCUGAAGACGUUGAAGCAGGUUAUGGAGGAGAAGCUCGAUUCAAAGAACGUGCAACUGGCGAGCGUUACCAAGGAGAAGGGGUUCCGGAUCUACACAGACGAGGAGAUGGCGGUAGUCGUAGAGAGAUUACCAGCAAAUUGA